Molecule: messenger RNA, 1387 nt
Organism: Stereum hirsutum FP-91666 SS1
Lineage: Eukaryota; Fungi; Basidiomycota; Agaricomycetes; Russulales; Stereaceae
Product: NAD-P-binding protein
Exons: 6
Coding region: 160-1317 (385 amino acids)
Biological process (GO): cellular response to oxidative stress
Cellular component (GO): cytoplasm
Molecular function (GO): quinone reductase (NADPH) activity
Source: RefSeq, a predicted model, not a curated record
CCCAAAUUACCCUCCUGAAGCCCAUUUACUUAUAGCGAGCUAUAUUGUGACCUCUGAUUCUCAGGCAGUCAUCCUGCUUAGUGAGCUGACUAUCCCCGCUACAAACAUCGUGAUCACGACUUGUGAGCCUGAGUGAGGAAAUCCAGAAGACCAAUGACGAUGGUCUUCACAGCGGUCUUCCGUCCGACGCCACUCAUCGCGCAAGCUCGCAUCUCCCAACUGCUCCGUCACUUUUCCUCGACAUCCUUGAGGCCUUCAUCGACAUCGUCGCACACGAAUACUUUCAGAAUGACAUACCCUUCGACUAUCAAGGCGGUCGGGAUCAACAAGACGGGCGAUGUGGAUGUGAUUGAGGAUCUGACAUUGCCGUUCCCUGAACAGAAGCCCGGCGAACUGCUGGUCAAGGUGCAAUAUGCCGGAGUCAACUUCAUCGACACUUAUAUGAGACGGGGCAUAUACCCACCCGCUUUCUUCCCACUUCCCAUCGCCAAAGAAGUGAGCGGAGUGAUUGCGGAACUGCCCACGGACCCUGCAGUACUGAACAAUGAGGACUACAAGAAGAAAGGGUUCAAGAAGGGUGGUAAGGUCGCAGUGGACGCGAAUGGUGGCUUGAAAGAAUACGUCUCUGUCCCAUGGGACUUUACAUACCCUCUCCCCUCCGACAUCUCUACUCGGGUGGCCGCCGCAGGGUUCUUGCAAGGCCUGACGACUCUCGGCCUGAUGACAGAUUCCUACAACGUACAGAAGGGAGACGUGGUCUUGAUACACACCGUCGCAGGAGGUGUAGGCCUCCUGAUGGCUCAGGUCGCGAAGGCUCGUGGCGCUACAGUGAUCGGGACGACUUCUACGCCCGAGAAGGCAGAGCUUGCGAAAGCUCAUGGGGCUGACCAUGUCAUCCUAUACAAGACUGAGGAUACGGUCAAGCGCGUAUUGGAGCUUACGAAUGGGUUGGGACCCCAUGUCAUCUACGACGGAGUUGGGAAAGAUACCUUUGCGGGCGAUUUGGAGAUGAUCAGACGGAAGGGCACCCUCGUGUCGUUCGGGAAUGCAUCUGGGGUGGUGGACCCUGUCCCGCUUUUCAAACUGACAGCGAAGAACAUUAAAUUAUUGCGCCCGACCGUUACGCACUACUUGACAACACUCGAGGAACGUGAAUUCUAUGGUUCACAGUUGUUCGACUUGAUUUCCAAGGGUGACUUGAAGAUCAACAUCUUCGCCGACUAUCCAUUCACCGCGGAGGGAGUCCGACAGGCGCACACGGACUUGACUGGAGGAAAGACGACAGGAAAGGUGCUGAUCAAGGUGGCGGACGAGUGACCACAUGCGUUUAUGUGAUGCGAAGCGUGUAUCCAGUAGCAUAGCAUAAAGAGUGAUCUGUACGAGUUGA